Plutella xylostella (diamondback moth) is the source of this 565-nucleotide messenger RNA. RefSeq lists its product as uncharacterized. Lineage: Eukaryota; Metazoa; Arthropoda; Insecta; Lepidoptera; Plutellidae. The record is from RefSeq and is a predicted model, not a curated record.
GGCGUGGGUCACUCCCCCACUAGCCUCCAACCAAUCAUGAGGUCCUCUAUCGUAGUUAUGGUCACCUUGUGUGUGGUACUUGGCACCCACUGUGCGCCUAUCAGUGAUAGUGAAAGUGAUAAGCAAUUCACUUUAGGAGAAAAUAAAAGUGUUGAAAUUUUAACUUUAGGGGGAAAUAGUGGUGUUCAUGUUGAAACGAGAACUACAGUUGAGAAUUUAGUGAUAAGGAUAAGAAGGCAUAUAUUGGAUGUACCGAAAUGUGCGUCUGAGAAGGAAAUUAACGCGAUCACGAAGAAGUGCCAAGACAUCGACUACGACAAAAAUUAUGAGGAACUGGAAGGUGAAGACGAUGAAACGAUAUAAUCAAGGAAUAUCAACGAGAAACGGGAAACUUGCGAAGGAUAUAAUAUAAGGGCGAGUCCAACUCUUGUCUAGUCAAUGGAGCUUACCUAUAACUUUUUUUAUAUAAUAAUAAACUUUAUUUCAAAAAUGUUACACAAAAAGUACCACAUACUAAAUACAAUUGCUAGAAUGAACUUAUAUAUAGAAGUAUAAUAAUUUACUC